Lemur catta (Ring-tailed lemur) is the source of this 2197-nucleotide messenger RNA. Its product is annotated as sialic acid-binding Ig-like lectin 8. Gene Ontology annotation, molecular function: sialic acid binding. The transcript has 7 exons. Lineage: Eukaryota; Metazoa; Chordata; Mammalia; Primates; Lemuridae. The record is from RefSeq and is a predicted model, not a curated record. Gene Ontology annotation, biological process: cell adhesion. Gene Ontology annotation, cellular component: plasma membrane. The coding region runs from base 381 to 1556 and encodes 391 amino acids.
AACAUCCACAGUCAGAGACUCAGAGGUCCAGAGAGAUGGGACCCAUUGUCACCUUCCAGAAAAUGUCCCCCAAGGGGAAGGGCAUUGAUAGGGAGACAGGAGAUGUGAUUGGUCCCCUCAUGGCAUGGGAACUUGGGUGAUUCUCACCCUCUCUGACCAGUGUCCCCAGGAGUGGACAUGGGUUGUGACAGUCAAUCUCCAAGUCCUGCCCAGGGCCUGACAGUGCCUGGGUGUGAAGUUCCUCCUCUGAGGAGGGUCAUGGUUCUGACCUCGCCCCCAUCUUCCCGUGGGGCCUCUUCUGAGUCCUGAGCUCUCAGUUCCCGAGAGAAGAACCCCGAGGAGCAGCCUUUCCCCGGCGGGCCCUGGCACCUGCACCCGACAUGCUGCUGCUGCUGCUGGCCCUGCUCUGGGGGAGGGCGGGGGUGGAGGGACAGAGAGGGCACGGGAAAGGUUUCAUGCUGGAACUGGAGAGGGUGGUGACGGUGCAGGAGGGCCUGUGUGUCCAUGUGCCCUGCUCCUUCUCCUACCCCCGGGACGGCUGGAACGACUCUGACCCAGUUCAUGGCUCCUGGUUCCAAGAAAGGGCCAAAUCACACCAGGAGGCUCCAGUGGCCACAAACGACCCAGCUAGGAAAGUGCAGGAGGAGACCCAGGGCCGAUUCUACCUCCUGGGGGAUCCAGGGAGGAACAACUGUUCCCUGAGCAUCAGAGAUGCCAGGAGGAGCGACAACGGGUCAUAUUUUUUUCGACUGGAGAGGGGAACACUAAAAUGGAGCUACACAUAUCACCAGCUCUCUGUGCAUGUGACAGCCCUGACACCCUACAUCAUCCCCCCGGGGACCCUGGAGUCUGGCCGCCCCAGGAACCUGAUCUGCUCUGUGCCCUGGGCCUGUGAGCAGGGGAUGGCCCCCAGGAUCACCUGGGUGGGGGCAUCUGUGUCUCCCCAGAGCCCCACUGUCGGCCGAGCCUCGGUGCUCACCCUCAUCCCACAGCCCCAGGACAAUGGCACCAGUCUCACCUGCCAGGUGACCCUGCCUGGAGCCGGUGUGACCACAGCAAGGACCAUCCAUCUCAACGUGUCCUACUGUCCUCAGAACUUGACCGUGACUGUCCUCCGAGGAGACGGCUCAGCACCCACAGCCCUGGGGAAUGGCUCAUCUGUGUCAGUCCUGGAGGGCCAGUCCCUGCGCCUGGUUUGUGCUGUCAACAGCAAUCCCCCUGCCAGGCUGAGCUGGACCCGGGGGAGCCUGAUGCUGUACCCCUCACAGCCCUCGAACCCUGGGGUCCUGGAGCUGCCUCGAGUGCACCUAAGUGAUGAAGGAGAAUUCACCUGCCGAGUUCAGAACCCUCUGGGCUCCCAGCACGUCUCCCUGAGCCUCUCCCUGCAGAGGAAAUCGAGGCCCGUGGCAAUGGUGGUUCUGGUGGCCAUCGUAGAAUUUGCUGUGAAGAUGCUGCUUCUCUGCCUCUGCCUCAUCUUCCUCAGAGUGAGGUCCCGCAGGGGAAAGGUGGCUCAGGCAGCAGUGGCCGUGGAGGAUGCAGACACUGUCAUGGGCUAAUCCCUCAGCACAGGCCUCCAGACUGUGCUUCCAGAUGCGUCCUUGUCCAGUCCCCGCGCAGUGUGAACAGCCAUGUUUCCCCCAUUGCUGGAGAACGAGGUGCAAAUACCAUGGCUGGGACUGAGGGCCUCGAAGGGUCUGUCCCCUGCCGGACUCUACUCCUGAUCCCUCCCUUCCCUGCAUCUCCCAACGUCUCCCCACACCCACUGGGCCAAGUCCUCUGCGAUCUGACACUUUCCAUGUGUAGUUCCUUCUCCUGAAACACCCUUCCCUCCCCAUUUCUGCCUAUAGUCCUGCUCAUCCUUCAGGCUCAGUCCUGAAUGUCACUCAGGGUUCUGUGUGUUCCUUGCAUGCAUUUGAGUGAAAGAGGGACGCUCAGUCCUUCAGGCAUUCCUAGACUCAUUCAGGAGGAAUUGCUGAACACCUACUAUGUGCCAACACUGUCACAGUGCGAGAGUUGCAUCAAUGAAUAUAACUUCAACAAUCUCUGUCAUCCAAAGCUUUGCAUAGUCACUCUCCCAAAGAAGAGAUAAAAGAAGCAAUUGAGCACACGGAAAGAUGGCAACGUCAUAGUCAUUUGAAAAAUACAAAUCAAAAUUCAAAUGAGAUGCUGCUGCACACACAUUAGGAUAGCUCUUAUU